Messenger RNA from Elephantulus edwardii (Cape elephant shrew), 2442 nucleotides. It is a transcript of the gene DDX24, whose product is annotated as DEAD (Asp-Glu-Ala-Asp) box helicase 24. NCBI's taxonomy places the organism in Eukaryota, Metazoa, Chordata, Mammalia, Macroscelidea, Macroscelididae. The coding region runs from base 1 to 2442 and encodes 813 amino acids. Gene Ontology annotation, cellular component: nucleolus. The transcript has 9 exons. The record is from RefSeq and is a predicted model, not a curated record. Gene Ontology annotation, molecular function: nucleic acid binding; ATP binding.
AUGAAGUUGAAGGAGACAAAAUCAAGGCGAAAGCCACCAGCCCAUGACAAAUUGAAGGUGAAGGGAAUCAAAGUUGUGGGGAAAUGGAAACAGGUGACGAUUGACCCAAACUUGUUUGCAGAUGGGCAAAUGGAUGAUUUAGUGUGCUUUGAGGAACUGACAGAUUAUUGUUUGGUCUCACCUGCCCAAAAUCCGUUGAGCCUCUUCUCAGAGGAAAAGCCCAAGAAAAGAAAGGCGCAAGCUAUUUCACAAGGAGGGGAGGAGGAUGGAGAGACCAGCUCCCCAAAGAAAAAGAUCAUGUUGAAGAAGAGUCAAGACAUGGAAACUAAAGGGACCAGCACCCCAAAACAACUUGAGGUCAAGGAUGCCCAGCUAGAGCCACAGGAGAAUGAUUCUGGUUGCUUUGAGCCAGAGGUCGGGGAAAUAACAUCAGGAAGCCAAGCCCACACUGUUCGAAGAAAGAAGAAAAAGAAAGGGAAAAAACCCUUGGAUCCUCCCCAGGGUACUGCUCCAAAGGCCCUGACCCUGGCCCCCGCCAUCCGUGACAACUUGGACAUCCUCGGGGCUGCUGAGACAGGAAGUGGGAAAACUCUUGCCUUUGCUAUUCCGAUGAUUAAUGCAGUGCUGCAGUGGCAGAAGAAGCAGCCUGCCUCAACUCCAAAUAAUUGUGGAGUGCUCGCCGGAGAGGCCACAGGUCAGACUGGAUCAUCACGCAAGGCCAGGACCGAGUCUGGAAUACCGCCUGAUGAGGCUGGAGUUGAUGGUGAAGAAGAGACCAAUGGGGCUGGAGCACCACCUGACAGGGCCAGAGCCACGACCAAGGCGCCCAGCGCAGACCAAGUCAUGGAAUUCCCUAGUGAUGCUGGUGAAGGACCUUCCCUGAACAGGGAGAACCCCGUCUCCCAGGAGGAUGAGGAGGAAGAGGAAGAGCUCAGUGACGGGCAGACUGGAUCGUUGAGUGGCAGAAUUAGCACCUGUAAAGAGCAUUCGAAGCGUCCUCUGCUUGGACUGGUUCUGACUCCUACUCGAGAGCUGGCUGUCCAAGUCAAACAGCAUGUUGAUGCCGUGGCCAGGUUUACAGGAAUUAAAACUGCUAUUUUGGUUGGUGGAAUGUCUGCACAGAAACAACAGAGGAUGCUGAACCGCCACCCUGAGAUUGUGAUUGCCACUCCAGGCCGCCUCUGGGAACUGGUCAAGGAAAAGCACCCUCAUUUGAGUAACCUUCGGCAGCUUAGGUGCCUGGUGGUGGAUGAGGCUGACCGGAUGGUUGAGAAAGGCCACUUUGCUGAGCUUUCUCAGCUAUUGGAGUUGCUUAAUGACUCUCAGUACAACCCAAAGAGACAGACACUUGUUUUUUCUGCCACAUUGACUCUGGUACAUCAAGCCCCUGCUCGAAUCCUUCAUAAGAAGCACACCAAGAAGAUAGACAAAACUGCCAAACUUGACCUUCUCAUGCAGAAGAUUGGCAUGAGAAGCAAGCCCAAGGUCAUUGACCUCACAAGAAAUGAGGCCACAGUGGAGACGCUAACGGAGACCAAGAUCCAUUGUGAGACUGACGACAAAGAUCUUUACCUGUACUACUUCCUCUUGCAAUAUCCAGGCCGCACGUUAGUGUUUGCCAACAGCAUUUCCUGCAUCAAACGCCUCUCAGGACUUCUCAAAGUCCUGGAUAUCAUGCCGCUCUCCCUACAUGCCUGUAUGCACCAGAAGCAGAGGCUCAAAAACCUGGAGCAGUUUGCCCGCCUCAAAGACUGUGUUCUUCUGGCAACUGAUGUGGCAGCCCGUGGUCUGGAUAUUCCUGAAGUCCAGCAUGUCAUCCAUUACCAGGUCCCCCGGACCUCGGAGAUUUAUGUCCACCGAAGUGGUCGAACUGCUCGUGCCACCAAUGAAGGGCUGAGCCUGAUGCUCAUUGGACCUGACGAUGUGAUCAACUUUAAGAAGAUUUACAAAACGCUCAAGAAAGAUGAGGACAUCCCUCUGUUCCCUGUGGAGACAAAGUACAUGGAUGCAGUCAAGGAGAGAAUCCGUUUAGCCCGACAGAUAGAGAAAGCCGAGUAUCGGAACUUCCAGGCUUGUGUGCACAACUCCUGGAUUGAGCAGGCGGCGGCUGCCCUGGAGAUUGAGCUGGAUGAAGAGAUGUACAAGGGACGAAAAACUGAUGAACAAGAAGAGCAUCGGAGACAGAAGCAGAUGAAGAUCCUGAAGCAGGAGCUGCGCCAUCUACUCUCCCAGCCAUUGUUUAAACAUGACCUGAAAACCAAGUACCCAACUCAGUCAGGCAGGCUGCCCGUGGUCCUGUCUACCUCCAGAAAUGGCGAGUCGGCUCUGAGCUGCAUCUCCAAACAGAAUAAAAAGAAGCGGCAGCAGAACCAGCGGAAGCAGCUGGAGCGGCCUCAGCCAAGUCCAAGUGCAGGUUCAUGCCCAGGCCGGGUGCAGGAAUAG